AUGGCAUCUUUCAACUUCUCCCUAUCUGACCCUUCAGCAUUUAUCCUAAUAGGCAUCCCUGACCUGCAAGAUGUGCAUAUGUGGAUUUCCAUCCCUUUCUCUACAUUCUACAUUAUCGGCCUUUUGGGAAAUUUCAUGAUUCUGUUUGUUGUAGGCAAAGAGCAGAUCCUACACAAGCCAACGUACCUGCUGCUCUGCAUGCUGGCACUCACAGACAUUGUUAUAUCUACCUCUGUCACGCCAAAGGACCUGUGUAUAUUUUGGUUCAAUUUGAAAGAUAUUACUGUGGGUGGCUGCCUCAUCCAGAUGUUCUUCCUUCACGCAGUUUCUGUUAUGCAGUCAGCUGUCCUCGUGGCCAUGGUCUUUGAUUGCUAUGUCGCCAUAUGUAACCCUCUGAGAUACUUCACCAUCCUCACCAACGCACGAAUAGCUAACAUAGGGCUUGUGGGUUUGAUAAGAGCUGUUCUCUUCUUUCUUCCCCUGUCCCUGCUCCUAAGCAGGCAGCCAUUCUGUGCCAACCGCAUUAUCCCCCACACUUACUGCGAGCACAUAGCUGUGACAAAGAUGUCGUGUGGGGACAUCACAGUCAACAAGAUACAUGGCUUGGUGAUGGCAUUUGUUAUCAUCGGGUUAGAUCUGAUGCUUGUUGCUCUGUCCUACGGUCUGAUAAUCAGGGCCGUCCUCAGAAUCUCCUCUAAGAAUGCCCACCCAAAAUCCCUCAACACCUGCACAGCCCACAUCUGUGUGAUGCUGACAUCUUGUAUUCUUUUCCUCUUCUCCACUUUGACACAUCGGUUUGGUCAGGGCAUCACUCCCCACCUUCACAUUAUCUUGGUCGACCUCUUCUUCCUCAUCCCCCCCAUGCUCAACCCAAUCAUUUAUGGGGUCAAAAGCAAAAAGCUUUGUGAGAAAUUGGGCAAAUGCAUCUGCAAAAGGUGA
Molecule: messenger RNA, 939 nt
Organism: Chelonoidis abingdonii (Abingdon island giant tortoise)
Lineage: Eukaryota; Metazoa; Chordata; Testudines; Testudinidae
Product: olfactory receptor 52P1-like
Biological process (GO): G protein-coupled receptor signaling pathway
Cellular component (GO): plasma membrane
Molecular function (GO): G protein-coupled receptor activity; olfactory receptor activity
Source: RefSeq, a predicted model, not a curated record